UUCUUUUGGUUUAGGGUCAUAAUGGAGCCAGGGUUGAGGAGUGAGGUCAUUCUCUCUAUUUACAUCAUGUCCUUCCUCAUAGGCCUGCCAGCCAACCUCGUGGCUCUCUAUGCCUUCAGUCUGAAGAUCCAGUCCAAGCCACUUCCAACAGACAUCCUGCUUCUCAAUCUGACUGUCUCUGACCUGCUCUUUUUGAUCAUCCUUCCUCUCAAGAUGCACGAGGCAGCGUCAGGCAUGGAAUGGCUUUUACCCAGCUUCCUAUGCUCCAUCACCUCCUUCACCUUUUUCUCCACAAUUUACACCAGCUCCUUACUGCUGAUGGCAGUCAGUGUGGUUCGCUACAUUGGGGUAGCGUUCCCUAUCACCUACCAUCAGCUGCUCAAACCUGUGUACGCAAUAGUUACCAGUGCUGUAAUUUGGCUAAUUUCAGCAGCACAUUGCAGCAUUACUUUCAUUGCCCAGCACCACCCAUCUCUGUACAACAACUCCACUGUCUGCUACGAGAACUUUACUGAGAAGCAGCUUCAGAUUCUCCUCCCAGUACGUUUGGAGUUUUUCUUUGUGCUCUGCCUCAUACCUCUUCUCAUUUGUGUUUACUGCUACCUGCGCUGCAUCCUGAUUCUCUACAGCCGCCCCAGGAUAUCCCGGAUGCAGAAGCAGAAGGCCAUCGGCAUGGCCUCGGGGACUCUAGCUGUGUUUCUUGUCUGUGUGCUGCCAUAUAACUUUUCUCAUGUACUGGGUUACUUCCAGGGUGGGAGUCCAAAAUGGAGGUAUUACACCUUGCUACUUAGCACAUUUAACACCUGUAUUGAUCCCAUCAUCUUUUUCUUUUCCUCCUCCCAUUUCCGCUGCAACAGUAAAAAGUCAGUUUUCAGGAGGAAUGUACCGACUGUUUCAGGAUUACAAAUGCAAGUCCCAAGCUCUAGCUAAGUGUAAAAUGCAUUUUCAAUACAAUAGGUAAAUAUCAUGCUUUAUUGUUAUUAUUGUAACAUACAUUAUGGACAUUAUAUGAGAAUGUGUAAUUCUGAUUACUUUAACAGUUCAGUUCAUUUAUAAAACUGCCUCACAUCUAGAUUUUGCUGGUUAUUGGCAAACAAAAUAUGUUGUUAAGGGUGACUCAAUCCUGCUCAAAGGGACAAACAGUUAGACAUUAUUUUAUAUACAAAUUUUAAUACAAAACCACAACACAUGAUUGGUGCAU
Etheostoma cragini (Arkansas darter) is the source of this 1201-nucleotide messenger RNA. RefSeq names its product free fatty acid receptor 2. Gene Ontology annotation, molecular function: G protein-coupled receptor activity. NCBI's taxonomy places the organism in Eukaryota, Metazoa, Chordata, Actinopteri, Perciformes, Percidae. Gene Ontology annotation, biological process: cellular response to fatty acid; G protein-coupled receptor signaling pathway. The transcript has a single exon. Gene Ontology annotation, cellular component: plasma membrane. The record is from RefSeq and is a predicted model, not a curated record. The coding region runs from base 22 to 930 and encodes 302 amino acids.